UGCUUCUGUAGAAGAACCUCAAGGAGGUCUUACAUGUUUUUGCAGAUAUAAAACCAUGGCAUGUCUCUGGAUUCUCUGGAGUUUGAAUAUUUCCAGUAGUGGAAUCCUCAGGAGGACUGAUCAGGUCUUACAUUUCUAAAGCCAUGACCUGUGAAUUAGUGACAUUCACAGAUGUGGCCAUAGACUUCUCUCAGCAGGAGUGGGAAUACCUGGACCCUAAUCAGAGAAAUUUGUACAGGGAUGUGAUGUUGGAAAACUAUAGGAACCUGGUCUCACUGGGACAUUCCAUUUCUAAACCAGAUGUGGUUGACUUAUUGGAGCAAGGCAAAGAACCCUGGAUGAUUUUGAGGGAUGAAACACAGUACACAGAUUUGGAUUUACAGUGUGAGAUAAUCAGCUACAUAGAAAUGCCUACUUGUGAAACACAUGUAUCCUCUAUAAGACAUCAGAGAAUAUGUAACAGAGAGGAAUUCUAUGAAUGUGAGAAAUGUCAGAAGAAAUUUAGUAGUGGCUAUCAACUUAUUCUACAUCACAGGUUUCAUAUUAUUGAGAGACCCUAUGAAUGCAAAGAAUGUGGGAAGAACUUUCGUAGUGGCUAUCAACUUACUCUGCAUCAAAGAUUUCAUACUGGUGAGAAACCCUAUGAAUGUACAGAAUGCGGGAAGAACUUUAAAAGUGGUUAUCAACUCACUGUACAUCAGAGAUUUCAUACUGGUGAGAAGACCUAUGAAUGUAGGGAAUGUGGGAAGGCCUUUAUUUAUGCUUCUCACAUUGUCCAACAUGAGAGAAUUCACACUGGUGGGAAGCCUUAUGAAUGUCAGGAAUGUGGGAAGGCCUUUAGUCAAGGUGGGCACCUUAGAAUCCAUCAGAGAAUUCACACUGGUGAAAAACCCUAUAAAUGUAAGGAAUGUGGGAAGGCUUUUAGUAGGCACUCAAAUCUUGUUGAACAUGGGCAAAUUCAUACUGAUGAGAAGCCUUAUGUAUGUGAAAAAUGUGGAAAGGCCUUUAGAAGAGGUCAUCAACUUAUUGUACAUCAGAGUGUUCAUACAGGCAAAAAACCGUAUGAAUGUGAAGAGUGUGGGAAGGGCUAUACCACUGCCUCAUACCUUCUUCUACAUCAGAGAAUUCAUAAAGGUGGGAAACCAUAUGAAUGCAAGGAAUGUAAAAAAACCUUUACUUUAUAUAGAAAUCUUAGUCGACAUCAGAAUAUUCAUACUGGUGAGAAACUUUUUGAAUGUAAGCAAUGUGGGAAGGCAUAUACUACUGGCUCCAAACUUUUUCAACAUCAGAAAACUCAUACUGGGGAGAAACCCUAUGCGUGUAAGGAAUGUGGGAAGACCUUUAGUUUAUAUGGAUACCUUAAUCAACAUCAGAAAAUUCAUACUGGUGUGAAACAAUUUGAAUGUAAGGAGUGUAAAAAAACUUUUACUUUGUAUAGAAAUCUUACUCGACAUCAGAGUAUUCAUACUGGCAAAAAACUUUUUGAAUGUCCAGAAUGUGGGAAAGCCUAUAGUACUGGCUCAAACCUUAUUCAACAUCAGAAGACACAUACUGGUGAGAAACCCUAUGAAUGUAAGGAAUGUGGAAAGACCUUUAGCUUGCAUGGAUACCUUAAUCAGCAUCAAAAAAUUCAUACUGGUGUGAAACCCUAUGAAUGUAAGGUAUGUAGAAAAACCUUUACUUUCUAUAGAAAUCUUACUCUACAUCAGAGUAUUCAUACUGAUGAGAAACCUUUUAAAUGCAGGGAAUGUGGGAAGACCUUCAGACGUAGUUCCCACCUUAAUGCACAUCAGAGUAUUCAUGCUGAUAAAAAACCCUAUGAAUGUAAAGAAUGUGGAAAGGCGUUUAAAAUGUAUGGAUACCUUACCCAACAUCAGAAAAUUCAUACUGGUGGAAAACCUUACGAAUGUAAGGAAUGUGGGAAGGCCUUUAGUCGUGCUUCAAACCUUAUUCAGCAUGAAAGAAUUCAUACAGGUGAGAAACCCUAUGUGUGUAAGCAGUGUGGGAAAACCUACAGAUACAGUUCAGCCCUUAAAGCACACCAGGGAAUUCAUACUGUUCAGGAGUCCCUAACUUUCAGGGAUGUGGUCAUAAACUUCUCUCGUCAUGAGUGGAACUAUCUUAGCAUCGCCCAGAAGACCUUGUACCGGGAUGUGAUGAUGGAGAACUAUGGUAACUUAGUCUCACUGGCAGGACCUUCCAUGUCUAAGCCGCAUAUAAUUACCUUAUUGGAGCAAGGAAAAGAACCCUGGAUGGUUGUGAGGGAAGAAACAAGAAGAGAGUGUACAGAUUUGGAUUCAAGGUGUGAAAUAAUCAGCAAUGGAAAAACACACGUUUAUAGGAAACAUUCAUCUGUUACUCUACGGCAGAGAAUUCAUAAAGGAGAGAAAUCAUAUGAAUGUAAGGAAUGUCAAAAGGUUUUUUGUCAUCUUACAGAACUUACUUUACAUCAGAGGAUUCAUACUAGUGAGAAACCUGAUCAAUGUGAAGAGUUUGAGAAGGUUUUCAGUCAUCUUACAGACUUUAGAGACCAUCAGAAAAUUCAUACUCUUGAGAAACCUUAUGAAAGUGAAGAAUGUGGGAAAGACUUUAGUCGUCCUGUAAACCUCGCUAAACGUGGAAAAGUUCAUGCUAAGAAACCUUAUGAAUGUAAAGAGUGUGGGCAAGCUUUUAGGUGUAGCCGCCAACUUACUGCACAUCAUAGAUUUCAUACUGGUGAGAAACCCUAUCAGUGUAAAGAAUGUGGGAAGGCCUUUAGUGUAUAUGGACGACUGAGACGUCAUCAGAGUAUUCACACUGGUGAAAAACCCUUUGAAUGUAAUAAAUGUGGCAAGGCCUUUAGACUCAAGUCAGGCCUUAAAGCACAUGAGAUUAUUCAUACUGGAGAGAAGCCUUACAAAUGUAUGGAAUGUGGGAAAGCCUUUCGUCAGUUUGCACACCUUGUAGGUCAUAAAAGAAUUCAUACUGGAGAAAAACCUUAUGAAUGUAAGCAAUGUGGGAAAGCCUUUAGAUGUAAGUAUCAACUUACCAUACAUCAGAGAAUUUACAUUAGGGAGAAACCCUGUGAAUGUAAAGACUAUGGGGAGGCUUUUAGUAGUAGCCAUCAACUUACUACCCAUCAUACAUCUGAUAGUGUUGAUAAACCAUAUAAAUGUAAGGAAUGUGGAAAGGCAUUCAGCAUAUAUGGACGACUUACUCGACAUCAGGGUAUUCAUAGUGAUAAGAAACCCUUUGUGUGUAACAAAUGCGGGAAAUCCUUUAGACUCAACUCAUACCUUAAACUACAUCAGAAUGUUCAUACUGGUGAGAGACCCUAUGAAUGUAAGGAAUGUGGGAAGGCCUUUAGUCAGCCUGCACACCUAGGACAUCAUAGCAGAAUUCAUACUGGUUACAAACCCUUUGAAUGCAAAGAAUGUGGGAAGGCCUUUCGUUCCGCUUCAUAUCUUGUUAGACAUGAGAGGAUUCAUACUGGUGAGAAGCCCUAUAUAUGUCAAGAGUGUGGGAAAGCUUUUAUUUAUAGCCAUAAACUUACUAUACAUCGUAGAGUUCACACUGGUGAGAAACCUUUUAAAUGUAAGGAAUGUGGGAAGGCUUUUAGUGUGUCUGGACAACUUACUCAGCAUCAGUGUGUUCAUAAUGGUAAGAAACCCUUUGAAUGCAACAAAUGUGGAAAGUCCUUUAGACUUAUUUCAAAACUUAAAGUUCACGAGAAUACUCACAGUGAUGAGAAACCGUAUGAAUGUAAGGAAUGUGGGAAGGCCUUUCGUCAUGCCACUAGCCUCAUAUAUCAUGACCGAAUUCACUCUGGUGAAAAGUUAUAUGAAUGUAAAGAAUGUGGGGAGACUUUCAAUGAUGCCUCACAGCUUGUUAUUCAUGAACGAAUUCAUACUGGUGAUAAACCUUAUGAAUGUAAAGAAUGUGGAAAGGCAUUUCGUUGUGCCUCAUACCUUGUUAGACAUGAGAAGAUUCAUACUGGUGAAAAUCCCUAUGUAUGUCUAGAGUGUGGGAAAGCUUUUAGUUAUAGCCAUGAACUUACUAUACAUCAUAAAGUUCAUGCUGGUGAGAAACCUUUUGAAUGUAAUCAAUGCAGAAGGUCCUUUAGGCUUAGUUCCAUCCUUGAAGUACAUCAAAGAAUUCAUACUAGGUAGAGACACUGUGGCAUGCACAUGUAAUAAAGUACCUUGCAUCAGUAGAUUUAUACCACUAAGAAACAGUUUGAAGGCAGUGUGGGAAGGUUUUUACAUAUGGUUCAGUUCUUACUAGGCAUUAAUUUGUAUAGGUGUGAUCUUUUC
Molecule: messenger RNA, 4292 nt
Organism: Otolemur garnettii (small-eared galago)
Lineage: Eukaryota; Metazoa; Chordata; Mammalia; Primates; Galagidae
Product: zinc finger protein 607
Exons: 10
Coding region: 144-4148 (1334 amino acids)
Biological process (GO): regulation of transcription by RNA polymerase II
Molecular function (GO): DNA-binding transcription factor activity; RNA polymerase II cis-regulatory region sequence-specific DNA binding
Source: RefSeq, a predicted model, not a curated record